This is a messenger RNA of Aphanomyces astaci, 411 nucleotides long. RefSeq lists its product as hypothetical. Lineage: Eukaryota; Oomycota; Saprolegniomycetes; Saprolegniales; Verrucalvaceae. The coding region runs from base 1 to 411 and encodes 136 amino acids. Gene Ontology annotation, molecular function: nucleic acid binding. The transcript has 2 exons. The record is from RefSeq and is a predicted model, not a curated record.
AUGGUUCUAUUCGCAGCCCGAUCGGUCAAGUCCAAGAACUUCAUCACCAAGGUGAUGUUUCUUGCUGCAGUGGCACGACCGCGGUACAACCCCUCCACCAAGGUGAGCUUCGAUGGUAAGAUCGGGGUCUGGCCAUUCGUUGAAGUGGCCCCAGCCAUUCGAGGCAGCAAGAAUCGGCCCAAGGGAGCCCCUGUUACGGUUCCAAAAAAUGUCAACGGUACGGUGUACAAGGCGUUUAUUUUGGGGAGAGUUGUGCCUGCCAUCAUCAAGAAAUUUCCCCCUGGUGACCUGUCGCGUGGUAUCCGAAUCCAACAGGACAAUGCAAGUUCUCAUCGACAAGUCACGAUGUCUCUGCUGCGUGCCGCUGGAGUCGAAAACAUUGUUGGGAUUGGGGCUGUACUCAGCAACUAA